CCAAACUCAUUCUACAACCAGACAGCAUACAGUCAACAUCAAACAAAUUAAACUGAAAAACGAAAAACAUACAAACAACAAAUUCUGUUUACAAAAAUGCUUAAAGAAGGUGUUUGGAAACGUUCAAAGCCCAUUGUCGCCAAGGAUCACAUCGGAGCGAUUCUCCCAGCGACUGUCCGGCCGGAUCCCAUUCCCGAGAACUGCGACGACGAGCCUCCGUGCAUGGGUUACAUCCUCGGAUGGGAGUACGGCCGCAAAUGGCUCGAGCGUCGGGACUACAUCAAGCGUCACCAGGCGGUGAUAAAAUCGAUGGUCCUAAUAGUACCGGACUUCGCCUGGUGGGUGAACAAGCGCCGUCCCCUCUACGCGCGCAAGCAGCGCUUCCGUCCCAAGCCCAAGCCGAAGUCCGGACAGUGGCAACCGAUGACCGCCUUUGCAGAGGGCAAGCAGCGUCGUGAGGCCCAGGAACGCCAUAUUCGGGAGUACCGCGAUAAGUCUAACAUUAAAAGCCUGUAGCGGGACAUUUCAAGCGACAUUUUCAAGGACCUAUUGCGGAUCCACAGUUAAACACAGCACACUUAAAGGGCACACCA
Molecule: messenger RNA, 593 nt
Organism: Drosophila miranda
Lineage: Eukaryota; Metazoa; Arthropoda; Insecta; Diptera; Drosophilidae
Exons: 1
Coding region: 97-516 (139 amino acids)
Source: RefSeq, a predicted model, not a curated record